AUGGCGGCGCCGCUGUACACCACGGCUUCCGGCCAGCUCUACCACGCAGGCAAGAUCCUCAUCGCCACCGUCGGCCUCCCCGCACGAGGCAAGACGCACCUCUCGCACGCCAUCGAGCGCUACCUCACCUGGCUCGGCGUCAAGUCGGGCGUAUUCUCGCUCGGCGAUCACCGUCGCAAGGUGCUGGGUGGAGCCGACAAGAUCCCGCCCGACUACUUUAGCACCGGUCCCAAGAGUGCCGACACCGAGGCGCUGCGCAAACGCAUCCUGGACGACUUUGACGAUACGGUCAUCGACUUUUUCUUCAACCAGGGCGGUCAGGUCGUCGUGUACGAUGCCAACAACGGCGUCCAGGCGCGUCGCUAUGCCAUCCGCGAAAAGUACGGAAAGCUGGGUGUGCACGUCAUGUUUCUCGAGAGCAUCUGCACCGAUCCACGCGUGGUCGAGGCCAACGUACGCAGCGUCAAACUCAGCAGCCCGGACUAUGUCAACUGGGACCCGGAGCGCGCGGUGCAGAACUACUACUCGCGCAUCGCGGGUCACGAGAGGACGUACGAGCCCAUCGAGAAUCCAAGCUUCCCUUACAUCAAGCUCAUCAACGUCGGUGAACAGGUGGUGGUCAACAACAUCCAGGGCUACCUCCAGUCGCGCAUCGUGUUCUUCCUGAUGAACAUCCACAACCGUCAGCGCACCAUCUAUCUCGUGCGCGCAGGAGAGGCGCUCGUCGAGCAUCUGUACAAGGCGGAUGCCGAUCUGUCGUCGCUCGGAUGGGACUAUGCCGACGAGCUUGCGCAUUUCAUGGUGAAUCUGCGUCGCAAGAAGGCCGGUCUUGCACCCGUCGAUGGCCCCACCGCUGCUGGAUCCAAGGACGAGUUUAUGGAAGCCGACAGCAAGGCGUUUGAAGUAUGGACGUCGCAGCGACGGCGCUCUUCGCACACGGCGUAUCCGCUCGCCGAGGCAGGGUACAAGGUGAUCGAGCGCAGCCAGUUGAGCGAGAUGAACCCGGGCGUGGUGGAUGGUAUGACCAUGGACGAGGUUCGGCGACGCUUUCCGGACGAGUACGAGCGCAAGCUGCGCGAACCCUACUCGCACCGCUUCCCGCGUGCCGAGUCGUACCACGACCUAUCGGUUCGACUGGAGCCGAUCAUAUUCGAGCUGGAACGUACGCGCAAUGAUGUGCUCAUCAUCGGUCAGUCUUCGGUGCUGCGCUGUCUGAUUGCGUAUCUGCAGGGCUUGCAGCCACACGAGAUUCCAAGCAUCCAGAUUCGCGAAGGAGACCUGAUCGAGAUCCUCCCCCAGGCGUACGGGGUCAAGACCGAGGUGCAUGAAUUCUGGGACCCCGACGCACGCCGAAACGAACGCGAUGCGGCGUUUGACGACCUCGAACAAUCCGCACCCGAAAAGUCGACGAUGGUGCAUAUCAAUGAGGCCGUCAUGUCCGGGCCCGCUGUGCAACCCGAAAAUCCUGCCAGACUCCAGUGGGCAAGACGAAGGAACUCCUCCGGCCGCAGCCCAGAGGGCAUCCGUGCCGACCGCGAAGCCAUCCGUGAACUCGAGGCACAUCUGCGCGAAAACCAGAUCAAGGAACACUCUGAAUCCGCCGCACUUUAA
Messenger RNA from Moesziomyces antarcticus, 1611 nucleotides. Its product is annotated as bifunctional 6-phosphofructo-2-kinase/fructose-2,6-bisphosphate 2-phosphatase. The record is from RefSeq and is a predicted model, not a curated record. Lineage: Eukaryota; Fungi; Basidiomycota; Ustilaginomycetes; Ustilaginales; Ustilaginaceae. The transcript has a single exon. Gene Ontology annotation, biological process: fructose 2,6-bisphosphate metabolic process; fructose metabolic process. The coding region runs from base 1 to 1611 and encodes 536 amino acids. Gene Ontology annotation, molecular function: ATP binding; 6-phosphofructo-2-kinase activity; fructose-2,6-bisphosphate 2-phosphatase activity. Gene Ontology annotation, cellular component: cytosol.